Molecule: messenger RNA, 3192 nt
Organism: Fusarium proliferatum ET1
Lineage: Eukaryota; Fungi; Ascomycota; Sordariomycetes; Hypocreales; Nectriaceae
Exons: 6
Coding region: 1-3192 (1063 amino acids)
Biological process (GO): post-transcriptional regulation of gene expression
Cellular component (GO): cytoplasm
Molecular function (GO): mRNA binding
Source: RefSeq, a predicted model, not a curated record
AUGGAUGAACUACGCUUUCGCUCCCAGCAGUCCCCGCGGGGCAACGACCCGUCUAUGCAUUCGUUUGUCUCACCUACUCGAAAUGCCUCCAGGAUGCCUGCCCCCCAGGUCAACCCUCAUGCCGGCGCCCAUGACCAUCGAUCUGGCCUGCCUCGCCGCUUCACCACCGAUUCUGGUCGAGUCCCGACACUUUCCUCCCUGGGUGCUCAACGGGUGCCCGAACCCUCGCAGGACUAUAAUGCAAUGCACAAGGUGCAAUUGACUCAGAUCGAGAAGAAAAAGAUGGAAUAUGAACGAAUCCGGGAGCAACGGCGGAGGUUUGAGCUCGAGAUGCAAAAGCUGGAUCAACAACAAAGACGAGAGGCUUUGGAACUUGCUCAGAUGGAGGAGGAAGUUGGUAGAAUGGGCGGCCAUCAGUCCGAGCCCACAACUCCCCCCGAAUACCGAGAUAACUCUGGAUUCCCUACGUUUUUAUCACGACCGAGCCGAUACUCUAUGUCUAGCUUGACCUCUCCCCCAGGUCUAUUCAACCGCCCUGUCAGAUCCGGAUCGCAACUCGCAUCUCCCCAAUCCGGUAUCAGACAGGCACGCUUUGGAUUUGAGGAUACUACGACCCAGAUGCCUUCUCGUUCUGUGCCAACUACGCGAAGGAACAGUGAUGAUGAGAAGGAGGAGGCUGUUCGACAAGAUCCCAGCAGUCAUCGCUCUGGUAAUGCCAUCAACCGAUACUCGAUGCCUGUGACGCGCUCACGUACGGGGAUAUAUGACGUUGGUCUUGAUCAAACAAACACUACUCGUUUUCUCUUUGGCGACGAAGAGACGAAUUCGGGAGGACAUAGUGGCCCUGAUGCAAACUUCCCAACUCUUGUUCGUCACGACGAUCAGAUUCUCUCAGCGUCCUCGGCCGCCUUAGAUCUUGCCCUAUCCCCGUCUCCUAAUCCCGAGUCGACAUCUUCUUCAAGAGGUUGGAGCCGUGUUGUUAACCGUCAUCGCCCCCAGCAGAGUCUCUCUUCGAUCAACGGAAGCUCCAACAUCGUGAGCGAUCUUGUUGGCCUGGCAUCUCGACCUACUUCCCUCCGCCAUUCUAUGGAUCUUAAGUAUAUCUCGGAAAACGCAGUCGAGACUGGUGCCAUCAUGUCUCCCAGUGCGACUCCCAACAUGGCGACUCCCCCUAAGCUGCAGAGCUCGUUCUCUUCGAGUGAUGUUCCAACGGUCAAGAGCCCUGGGACUUCGUCUUCAAAGACAAACAACCAUGCACAGCAGCAUUUCCACAACCACAAUGCUAGCCUUGGCCGCAUUCCAGCUGGCGCGGUCCAUCGUGGCCACAGCCGGGAGCUCUCUUCAGAAAACCCUGCUGUUAGCCGUGAGCAGCACAACUAUCCUUCAAUCCAGUCUGCCCUGCAGGCCAGUGCCGCUCCCUUUGGGCCCAGUACCACAGCUGCAGUGCAACCCUCUGCUAUGGUGAACCCUUCAGCUGGGGCCGCAGCCGCGAACAACAACUACAACAACAAUGUGUUCUAUUCUGCCAACGGGUAUGGCGCUCCUCAAGGUAUUCCCCAAGGCGGCAUUCCCCAGGUGAUGCCCCAGGGUGCCCCCCAUCAGCCAGGAGGAUACAAUGUCAAUAUGCUCGCGAACAGUAUGCAGCAGAUGAACAUGAAUGGCGCCAACGGUAGCAACAUGUAUCAGCCUCAGAACUACAACGGCUACAACGCCGGUCCGUAUAAUCAGGGUAACCAGCCUCGAGAUAGCCAGGCACGCGUCAUUCAGCAUCGCCGACAGCUUGACAAUGAAGCCAUGUCUCGCUACCAGAACACGCCCCUUGAUUCCUUUGUGGGCAACAUCUAUGAGCUUUGCAAGGACCAACAUGGCUGCCGUUACCUCCAGAAGAAGCUUGAGGAGCGCAACGCCGAUCAGGUUCACAUGAUUUGGGUCGAAACCAACCAGCACGUCAUUGAGCUCAUGACGGACCCGUUUGGUAAUUAUUUGUGCCAAAAGCUCCUUGAGUUCUGCAAUGACGAUGAGAGGACUGUUUUGAUUCAAAAUGCUUCCCAGGAUAUGGUCCGCAUUGCGCUCAACCAGCACGGCACACGCGCACUCCAGAAGAUGAUCGAGUAUGUGAGCACCCCUCAGCAGGUCCACAUCAUUAUUGAGGCUCUUCGCUACCGGGUUGUGGAGCUUAUCCAGGACCUCAACGGCAACCAUGUCAUUCAGAAGUGUCUCAACAAACUUACCCCUCCUGACGCGCAGUUCAUCUUUGACGCUGUCGGCGGCAGCUGUGUCGAAGUGGGCACUCACCGACACGGCUGCUGUGUUCUUCAGCGCUGUAUCGACCAUGCCUCUGGCGACCAGAAGCUCUGGCUUAUCCAGCGAAUCACUGAGCACGCACGAAUCCUUGUCCAGGACCCCUUCGGCAACUACGUCGUUCAGUACAUCAUUGACUUGAACGAACCUCUGUUCACCGAGCCUAUUGUUCUUACCUUUAAGGAUUGUAUCACUCAGCUGUCCCGCCAUAAGUUCAGCUCCAACGUCAUCGAGAAGUGCCUGCGCUGCGCCCAGCCACCUUCCAAGGAUCUGAUUGUGGAGGAACUACUACGCAACCAGGAGAUGGAGCGCCUCCUCCGGGACUCAUUCGCCAACUAUGUCAUUCAGACUGCUCUCGAGUAUGCUACUCCUCAUCAAAAGCAUCGCCUUGUAGAGGCCAUCCGCCCCAUCCUUCCCCAGAUUCGAACAACUCCCUACGGCCGUCGUAUUCAAGCUAAGAUCUCGGCCUUCGACAACCGUGGAAGCGCUGCCUCAAGCGGGCAAGUGACACCAGCCGACAACACCCAGGGUCAAAUUCCUAUGCGCGCUACUCACGCUCGAGGUAUUUCUGGAGGUGCCCCUAUUCUCCAGGGCAAUGGUAUGCCUCACAGUGGGCCUAUGCCACCUAUGCGCCAGAACAUGCCCAUCUACUCUCCCAACCCCGCCAUGAAUGGUCAAGUUCCCACUUCUGGGGGUCCUGUUCAGCAGCCUCAGUACGGACAGAUGACUCCUGGCAAUUUUGCUCCCAAUGCUGCUGCCAACGGUGCAGCUAAUGGCAGCGCCGGUAACAGUAACUUUGCUGGCCAAGCCAGUGACAACAGCGGCCCUACGAGCCCUACCAAUGGCAAUGGAAAUGUCAGCACGGGUCAGGGCGAAACGCAGUGGCUGUAG